This is a messenger RNA of Egretta garzetta (little egret), 930 nucleotides long. RefSeq names its product von Willebrand factor C domain containing 2 like (gene VWC2L). The transcript has 3 exons. The record is from RefSeq and is a predicted model, not a curated record. Gene Ontology annotation, molecular function: protein binding. Lineage: Eukaryota; Metazoa; Chordata; Aves; Pelecaniformes; Ardeidae. Gene Ontology annotation, cellular component: AMPA glutamate receptor complex. Bases 1 to 930 code for a protein of 309 amino acids. Gene Ontology annotation, biological process: negative regulation of BMP signaling pathway.
AUGGAGAAGCUGAGGAGGGGGAUGGCUCUUCGUAUCCAUGAAGCCUGCAUACUUCUGUUUGUAAUCCCUGCUUUGGUUGCUCCAGCUGCCAUCAAUCAUGAAGACUACCCUGCCGAUGAAGGGGACCAGACCUCCAGUAAUGACAAUCUGAUCUUUGAUGACUACCGAGGGAAGGGCUGUGUGGAUGACAGUGGCUUUGUGUACAAAUUGGGAGAACGUUUUUUCCCGGGACAUUCCAACUGUCCUUGUGUCUGUACUGAGGAUGGACCUGUUUGCGAUCAACCAGAAUGCCCUAAAAUCCACCCAAAGUGUACAAAAGUGGAACACAAUGGAUGCUGUCCAGAAUGCAAAGAAGUGAAAAACUUUUGUGAAUACCAUGGGAAAAGUUACAAAAUCUUGGAGGAAUUUAAGCCCUCGCCAUGCGAAUGGUGUCGCUGCGAGCCCAGCAAUGAAGUUCACUGUGUUGUAGCAGACUGCGCAGUUCCCGAGUGUGUCAACCCGGUCUAUGAACCAGAACAGUGUUGUCCUGUCUGCAAAAAUGGGUACCGUGCUGAAUACCCCUCACCUACGGUGGCAGCACUUGCUGAUCCCUUCCCAUCUGGUUCACAUCAUGUGAAUACAAACUGUGAGCAUCACUCAGGCUUCCCAGGAGUGCAGGCUCAAAGGUGGCUUCACACGUGUCCAGGAGCUGCUGGAUUUCCCUACCAACCCUUCACUACUGUGACCAUUCCCCCCAGUAACCAGAGUCCCCCACUUUGGGGGUUGGUGGCUUUCUGUGUGGCUGUCCCCAACAUCCCUGGUGACAGGGAGUGGGCAGCAUCUUCCAAAACCAGGCAGAGUGUCCAGAUAACCAGGAGGAAAGGGAAAGAAACAGCUCCUACUGAUGGGAGCGAGGACAAGAGGACAGAAGGAAAAUCAGCCACCUGCUGA